UUUCACAGAUAGCGGAGCUCUAAUGUUUGUUCACGAAGAAUGUUGCACGUUGCUCUGUGUGUAUUUCACGUGUAGUAACUUAUUUCAACCGAAUAUUGACGAGAGGAAGUUUGAUUUAGGAGAAACAUGGACACAAGGAUUCGCCUGAUUACUCUGCUGUGUAUAGGAUGGUUUACGUACACAAAUAACAGUGGUCUCCCUCUAGAACUCACUCAGUUCCAGUCAGGAGGUAAUAUCACCUUAGUCUGCAGUUCCAUCAACACCACUAUCAACACGUCCUUCAGAUAUUGGUAUAUGGAUGAGGUGCGAGUUCUCACGUCAGUGUUUGUAGGUCAUGAUCAUGGUUGUAACAGAAACUCACCCAAUAAUGAUACUGCAUAUCGUUACGACCUAUUCACAUCAAAUGAUGGUAGUGUAAGCUGUGGUGACAACCAGCACAACAUGACACUAACUACAACUCAAUACAUCCAAGCUGAGACUGUGUGGCGGUGUGAGGAUCAACGCAAUAGAGUCAGUAACAACCUUACGUUGGUCAUUCCUGGGACUACUGAUAAAUCAACUACACCACUGACUGAUUCAGCAACAACGAUCACCACAGACAGCGAUACUCAUGGUAGAUUUGUAUCAGUUAAACUAAUGAUGUAUUAUAUAUUUAGAGAUACAUUGUAUUGAUACCAGUUAUGUCAUUCACACUAAUGCCAGCGAAAGCCAUUUUAUCUGUUUUAAUAAUCCUCUGUAUGCCAUUAACCUAAUAUAUGUUUCAGCUAUCCACAAAUUUAGUAACUUUGUAAGUC
This is a messenger RNA of Haliotis rufescens (red abalone), 794 nucleotides long. RefSeq lists its product as uncharacterized. NCBI's taxonomy places the organism in Eukaryota, Metazoa, Mollusca, Gastropoda, Lepetellida, Haliotidae. Bases 127 to 672 code for a protein of 181 amino acids. The transcript is spliced from 3 exons. The record is from RefSeq and is a predicted model, not a curated record.